AUGGCGAGGUGGAGAUGGAUGCUGUUGAUGUUGACGACCAUCUGGACGCUGAGCGAUGGCUAUCUGACGGUACUGCCGUCCAGCACGCCCGUCGGAACUGUCGUCUUCGAGGCAGGAGUGCCACAGCUGGGUGGUCGUCGCAAGUACGAGGCGUCUAGUGAGCGCACCGCUUGGUUUGCUCGGAAGCUCCUCAAAGUCCAUCCGCACACAGGCCGCGUAACUCUGGCAAAGACGCUUAGCUGUGAAGGUCUCCAGUAUCCGCGCGUUUUCACCUUUUACGUCGACUCUACGAGCUCCCGCCUCGGUAGACCUACUAUCGAUUACUAUAGUUUGCCAUUAAGGAUUUUAAUUACCGGAUGCGGCGGGGAGAAUCACGACCUGGCGGCCACCAGGGGCUGGAUGGCGGAGACUCUGGCCUCUUACGCGAUGCCCAGCACCGACAGGUUUACCGAGGUAUGCCUACGGACGUCUCAACUGGUGGCAGCUCUCCGUGAUUUUCUACCUCAGACGACAUUGAAGGAAUGCGAAACAAGAUGGGGUGGAGUGGCAGACCCCAGGUUCCUCGUGGAAGGUGCCGCCGGGGACUUGGUUUCCGCUACCGAGCAAUGCCUAGUCGACCCAUUAUGGAAGGUCUCAGUUAGCAUGAAUUUGCGCUGCACCGGCGACUCGCGUCUGACCGAUGCCGAGCAUCGGUUGAAGAUUGUCUUUCAUCACCAUCAGCUGGACGACACUGAUCUAGGUAGAAGGGUGAGACGAGAGCUCAAGAAUCAAUCGCCGUAUUUCGAGCAACACCUCUAUCUCGCCGCGGUAGAAGAGGAAAAAGAGCCGGGAAUGUAUGUGACUUCAGUGAAGGCUAGAGACCCCGAGAACGGCGCCGUACGAUAUUCCAUGAGCUCCCUGGUAGAUGCGAGAUCGCAAGCAUUAUUGGCUCUUGAUCCAGUAACCGGAAGAGUAACCACCCGUGCCAGGUUGGAUAGGGAAAAUGUCGACGUGCACUAUUUUCGGGUGUUGGCAGUGGACGAUUCAUUUCCUCCGCGUACCGGCACAACGACUCUUCAAGUUAAUGUGUUAGAUGCAAACGAUCAUACGCCCAGCUUCGAGGGACCGGAAUACGACGCGUCGGUACGUGAAGGUGUUCCCGUAGGUUCCACGGUAAUAACAGUUAAGGCUACGGAUCAGGAUACUGGAAGAAAUGCUGAAGUAGAGUACUCUAUCGUCUCUAUUACGGCAGGUAAUAGCAUCACGCAUAUGGAGGAUACAGCGACUUUCAGAAUCGAUCCAAGAUCCGGUGUGGUCACUACACGAACUCCUCUCGAUCGCGAACAAACCGAGAUUUACACGGUAAUGCUCAGCGUUACGGAUCAAGCGACACCACCUUCGACGCGACGCAGUGCAAAUGCAACCCUGGUGGUACGUGUACUGGACGACAACGACAAUUACCCGCAGUUCACCGAGCGCACAUAUUCGGCGACCGUGCCGGAGGACUUGGACUACACGACUAAUCCAGUGAUAGCCCGUAUUAGGGCGAUGGAUGCGGAUGCUGGCGCCAACGCUGCUGUCCGCUACGCUAUCAUUGGCGGCAACACGCAGAACACCUUCUCGAUCGAUUCAAUGAGUGGCGAUGUAGCCCUAGUUAAGCCACUCGACUACGAGUCCACCAGGAGCUACAAGAUCGUCAUACGUGCUCAGGACGGUGGCUCGCCCGCCCGUUCCAACACUACCCAACUACUCGUGAUGGUCAAGGAUGUAAAUGACAACGCGCCAAGAUUCUACACCAGCCAUUUCCAAGAAUCAGUGUCGGAAAACGUACCACUGGGAUAUUCGAUCCUGAGGGUACAAGCAUACGAUGCCGAUGAGGGUAACAAUGCACUCAUCAAAUACACCAUUGGCGCACGUGAUUUCACCGGCGCCUCCACAGAGAACUUCCCUAUCACCGUGAAAGCGGAAACUGGUUGGAUCUACACGACGAAGCAAUUAGAUCGUGAACAGUGUUCAAAAUAUCAAUUUACCGUAAUCGCGGCAGAUUCUGGAGAAGAACCAAAAUCCGCGAGUGCGACAGUAUUUCUCACGGUGACCGAUGUAAACGACAAUGAUCCUUACUUCGAGCCAAAAACCUACGAAGCUGUAGUGUCCGAGGAUAGUCUGGCGGGCACCCCGGUCACCACGGUGACCGCCACCGAUCCGGAUGAGGAUUCCAGAAUCCAUUAUGAAAUCACGGGCGGUAACACGCGCGGGCGCUUCUCUAUUGCUUCGCAAAACGGACGUGGCCUUAUAACUAUCGCACAGACGCUCGAUUAUAAGCAGGAGAAACGGUUUGUGUUGACAGUAACUGCGUCAGAUAGCGGCAGCCGCACUGAUACCGCCUUGGUUUACGUCAACGUGUCGGACGCCAAUAAUUAUUCUCCAGAAUUUGAAAACGCACCCUACUCAGUCUCGGUGUUCGAGGAUGCGCCGAUUGGCGUGACAGUGCUGGUGGUGAGUGCCACUGAUGCCGAUGUCGGCAAGAACGCCCAGAUCACAUACAGCCUAGCGACUGACAAUGGCGAACAGGUGAUCACCGAGUUCACCAUCAAUCCACAAACUGGAGCAAUCACGACGACAAAAGCGCUCGAUCGCGAGCUGGUACCCUCGUAUCUGUUGACAGUGACCGCCCGGGACGGUGGAGUACCGUCGCUAUCGGAUACCACCGACGUGGAGAUCUCCGUCACGGACGUAAAUGACAACGCACCGGUCUUCGAGGCGCCGCAAUACCAGGGUUCGAUUCUCGAGGAUGUUUUGCUAAGCACUAGCGUACUGAGAGUCUCGGCGACCGAUGCAGAUACCGAUCUCAAUGGUCGGGUAAGAUACGGUUUGGAGGAUGACGGCGACGGAGCGUUCACGAUUGACUCUACAACAGGCAUUAUCAGAACCGCGAAAAUAUUGGACCGAGAAUCGGUGGCAUAUUACGUUUUAAAAGCCGUUGCCACAGAUCGCGGUUCGCCCGCACUCUCGUCCGUCGUUCCUGUUACUAUCAAAAUAGAAGACAUCAAUGACUCGCCACCAGCCUUUGAGAACGAUAAGAUCAUUCUUUACAUCGCCGAGAAUUCUCCGAUUGGUUCGACUGUUGGUGAAAUCUACGCCCACGAUCCAGACGAGGGUCCUAAUGCAGUAGUGCAGUACAGUAUCAUCGGCGGCGAGGACUCCAACAGCUUCAGCUUGAAUGUCCGUCAAGGCGCCGAUCGCGCCGAAUUAAUUACCCUCGAGGAACUUGACUACGAAUCGCCGAAGAAGAAAUUUGAACUCGUGGUGCGAGCCGCGUCACCACCGCUGCGUUCAGACGCGGUGGUGCAGAUUCUAGUGACCGAUGUGAACGACAACGCGCCGGUGCUUAAGGACUUUCAAAUCAUUUUUAAUAAUUUCAAGGACUUCUUCCCAACUGUAUCAAUUGGCCGGAUACCAGCAGUGGAUGCUGAUGUGACGGACAAUCUUGUCUACAGCAUCCUCUCCGGCAAUAAUGCGAAUCUGAUCGAUCUCAAUAGGACCACUGGCGAGAUCCGAUUGUCGCCGCAACUCAACACUAACGUGCCGCGAGUAGCGACUAUGGAAGUCGCCGUGACAGACGGUAUCAACGAGGCAAAGGCCACAAUGACGUUAUCAGUACGUCUAAUCACUGAUGAGAUGUUGCUGAACUCGAUUACAGUAAGAUUGGACGAUAUGACAGUAGAAGCAUUUCUUAGUCCUCUUCUGGGUUACUUUCUGGAUGGCUUGGCGGCUAUCAUUCCCUGUCCCCGUGAGAACAUCUUUCUCUUUAGUGUUCAGGAAGACGCAAACGUGCACGGCAAAAUCCUAAACGUGAGCUUCUCGGCACGCAAGGUCGAACCAGGCACGGUUGACGAGUUUUACAGUCCGCAAUUUCUUCAGGAACGAGUAUACCUCAAUCGCGGUAUCCUGGCGAGAUUAGCAACUGUCACUGUUCUGCCCUUCGAUGACAAUCUUUGCGUUCGUGAGCCUUGCCUAAAUUUUGAAGAGUGCCUGACGGUGCUCAAGUUUGGCAACGCGUCCGGUUUUGCCAGCAGCGACACGGUUCUCUUUCGGCCCAUCUAUCCGGUGACCACAUUCGCGUGCAGGUGCGCCCGUGGCUUUACUGGUAGUCGCGAGGCUUAUAUGUGUGACACCGAAGUGAAUUUAUGCUACUCGAAUCCUUGCAUGAAUGGUGGCAUCUGCCACAGGCGAGAGGGUGGAUAUUCAUGCACCUGCCAACCGGAUUUCACCGGCGUAAACUGCGAGAUCUCAAUGAACCGCAACGCUUGCUCACCUGGCAUCUGUAAAAGUGGUUCUCAGUGUACCGUGAAGAAUACCGCUGGCUUUACCUGCGAGGGUUGCCCUGUAUCCGCUUUGGAAAGCGUAACACCUUUCUGCGAGUUGAAAGCACGCAGUUUCGGUCCGGCGACAUUCCUCACUUUCGCUUCUCUUAAGCAACGCCAUCGUCUUCAUCUUAGAUUGAAAUUUGCUACCGAGUUGGUCGAUGGCUUGCUACUCUACAAUGGCAGAUAUAACGAACGCCACGACUUUAUCGCCCUAGAAAUCGUGGAUUCGCGCGUGCAGUUUAGCUUUUCUCUCGGUGAUGAAGUAACAAGAGCAAUGGCGAGCGUUCCUGGUGGUGUCUCGGACGGUCAGUGGCAUGAGGUUGUGGUCUCAUACAUCAACCGAACUGUGACAGUGUCUCUAGACGAUUGUGACGUCGCGCUUGCUCUAAAGCACGGGGAGAGACUAGGUCCAAAAUGGACUUGCGCUGGUAGGAGCGAAAGAGUUCUCGAGGAUCGUUGUGGAUUUGUCACCGAAACCUGCCACAGGUUCCUGGACUUGACUGGACCGUUACAAUUAGGUGGUCUGCCAUCAAUCCCAUCCAGCUUCCAGAUCCGCAACAAAGACUAUGUAGGAUGCAUUAGUGAUCUUUACAUCGAUCACGUUUUCGUUGACUUGAACUCAUUCGUAGCCGACAAUGGAACGAAUGCGGGUUGCCCCGAAAAGGCUGCCUUCUGUGCCUCGUCGCCCUGCAGAAACAAUGGUAAAUGUCGUGAAAUCUGGUCGGGUUUCGUAUGCGAGUGCGAACAUAACUUUGCCGGGCCUACUUGUGCCGAAGAAAUUGGCGCGCCGUACAACUUUCGCGGCGAUGGCAUGCUCGGCUUCAAUCCAUUAUUACGACCUAUUCAAUUACCGUGGAUGACGGCCCUGAGUCUCCGAACUCGCGCACGACAAGCAUUCGUCAUGAGCGUGCAGAUCGGCCAGAAUAGCUCGGUCCUGUUAGAAAUCCGAAACGGCAAGCUGGUCGUCUCGCUGGAUGGUGCCGAUGUAAUCCGAACUGGUGGUAUAGUUGCGGAUGGCGAAUGGCAUCGCAUGGAGAUUGUCUGGCAAAGCGGCCAUGUAUCUCUAGACACAGACUAUCGCGAACGACCUGCGACAGUGCCGCUACCAGCUAAGCUGCAGGGUUUGUACGUUGGCAGAAUCCUUGUAGGUGGUUCAGACCAAGCGACCAAUAUCGAUCUACCGUUCUUUAACGGCUGCCUGCAGGAUAUACGAAUCGGCACCAACCAGAGUGUUCUUCAGCGUCCAACUAUUCAAGAGAACGUCAAUGCUGGUUGUCCAUCUGAAACCCACUGCAACUUAGAAUGUCCACAGGCAUCAAUCUGCAUAGCAAAAUGGCAGUCGAGCGAGUGUGUGUGCGCAGCUGGCCACGUCGGUCGUGAUUGCGAACGCAUUUGCAAUCUCGAGCCCUGCAGCGAUGUCGGCAUUUGCAUCGAAAAUAUGACCGAUUUGAGGCGUGGUUAUCGGUGUGAAUGUGCUUCUUCUGAUAUAUCCGGAGAGUAUUGCGAGACAAAGAGCGAACAACCCUGUCCGGCGACAUGGUGGGGAUCUCCAAUUUGCGGGCCUUGCCAUUGCGAUGAGACCAAGGGCUAUGAUCCCGCUUGUAACAAGACCACCGGCGAAUGCCACUGCAAGGAAAAUCACUACCAGCCGAACGGACGGAAGGAAUGCAUACCAUGCGAGUGCUAUACAACCGGCAGUUUCGGUCCUCGUUGCGACACUGAGACAGGUCAAUGCCGUUGUCGGACGGGAGUGAUCGGUCGUUCGUGCACCGACUGUCCAAAUUCUUAUGCUGAGGUAACUCUGAGAGGCUGUGAGGUAGUCUACGAUGGCUGUCCCAGAUCAUACUCGGACGGCUUAUGGUGGCCGCGGACUCUUUUUGGAUUGACAGCCAUCGAGGAUUGUCCCGGCACCGCCGAAGGCAAAACUUCCAGAUCCUGCGACGACAAAUUAGGCGGUUGGCAACCGCCCGAUCUCUUUAAUUGUACUUCGGAGGCCUUCAUCGAACAUCGACACCAGUUGGCGGCUCUGGAGACCAAAGAUCUCACACUAAACACCUAUGUAGCUGUGAAAAUGGCAAAAGACGUUCACAGAGCGGUGAAUAUUACGAGAGAAAUGUACGGAGUAGAUCUUUUGGUGACGGAAUCCUUGCUAGUGGCGUUGCUACGUUACGAAGAAAGUCUAGUGGGUCUGAAUCUGACUCACAGUCAGGACAAGGAUUACGUCACCCAUCUGAUCGGCAUAGCCGGAGCAAUUCUGAGGUCCAAAUACAAGGAAAAAUGGGAAAAAAUAGAAGAACUUAACGGAGAUAGUCCCGAUAAGAUUCUGGAUGCUAUGGCGAGAUACUUAAAGACUUUAACGGCAUCUCAACAUGAUACUUUUACCAAUCCCUUUGAAGUAGUCAAUGAUAACGUUGUGCUGGGAUUAGACAUCGUAACAUCGGAGAGUCUCUUUGGCUACGAGACCAUUGAAUAUAAGGAAGAUCCUACUUUAUCAACAGCGAGGCCCGCGGAAGCCGAUCGGAAAGUCAUUCUGCCUGAUACUUCCGCUUUUCUAAGCUCUUCAACACACUUUGGUCCGUCUAUUAACUUCCCAAAGUACAACAACUACAUGGCUGAUCCAAGCAGAUUCGAUCCGCACUCAAAGGUCCAGGUGCCACUCAAUACGUUAGGUAUCAAACCCGUCAUACAGGGUGAAUUAAAUGUGAAGAACAGUCUAAACAAUCGAAAGGCCGUGCUGAGUUACGUGCAAUACAAAGAACUUGGCGCUCUCUUACCGCAAAGAUUCGAUGACUCAGUAUCAGUUAGAUGGGGAGUAGAAGUAGCAGUUGGAUCGCCCGUAAUGACUGUCUCGGUGUUAGUUCCCUCGGAUGAUGGCUACGAGUCCUUGACAGGAAUUCCUUUGCAGUCACCGAUUCAAGUCAGACUGUGGCUUCAUGAAAACAAUGAUUUCAAGACCAGAACAAAUCCGCAAUGCGUCCAUUGGAGCACGGCAAGGGGAAUCGGUGAAUGGAGUCGAAUGGGCUGCACCACAGAAAUCGAAGACAAUUCCCUGUCAUUCGGUACUAUUGUGAACUGCUCUUGCAUGAAACUGUCCACCUUUGCCAUACUGACAGACGUCCUCGAUCUUGAAUACGUUCCCGAACCAUCUUUAUUAGAAGAUGUGACCAGUUAUAGCGCGUUCAUGCUCGCCUUACCGCUGCUAUUAUCUGCUCUCUUGAUCCUGGCGUUAAUUCGCGGCGGUGGUACCAACUCUAACAGUAUUCACAAAAAUUUGGUGUUAUGCGUUUUUAUGGCGGAAAUCCUGUAUCUAAUCGCCCUCAAAGCCAGAAAUCCUCUCAUCUCCAAUGAAUUCCCAUGCAAACUCACGGCGAUAGGAUUGCAUUACACCUGGUUGAGCACUUUUGCCUGGACCCUCGUAGACUCCGUUCAUCUCUAUCGAAUGCUGACGGAAAUGAGAGAUGUGAACCAUGGCCAGAUGAGAUUUUAUUACACUAUGGGAUAUGGUCUACCGGCUGUCAUUGUUGGACUUACUAUCGGCGUCAGGGCUGAUCAGUAUGGAAAUUUCUACUUCUGCUGGUUGUCCAUCUAUGAAACCGUGAUUUGGGCGCUCAUAGGUCCCGUUUGCGCUGCCGUAUUGGUGAACUUCUGCAUUCUCGUAAUGUGCAUUCGCGCAGCGUUUACUCUGAAAGAGCACAUCAUGGGCUUUGGAAAUUUACGAACGCUCCUAUGGCUCUCUGUGGCUUCAUUACCUUUACUAGGCUCCACAUGGACUUUGGCGGUUCUCAAUGCAUCAGAGAACUCGUCGAUGCUUUCGUAUUUACUGAGUGUCGCUAUCGUGGUUCACGCGGCAUUCAGUCUCAUCGGUUACUGUUUCAUCAAUAGCAGAGUUAGGAGAAAUUUAUAUCAAAGUCUAUUAAGAUGUAUUGGCAAAAAAGCGCCCUUGCUUGAAGGAAGCAUGGGAAACGGAAGUAGCAGUCAAAAUGUAAAUGGUCAUUCACGUUCAGCGCUAGCUUACUCCUCGACUUAUAGCGGAGCCGAAUCCGCAUGCAAGAGAGUUCACGUUGGCGUUUCUACAAGUAGUACAACCUCAAGAAGUACAAAUAAAACAGGUUCAAGCCCUUAUCGUAGCGAUACGCACUUGAGACAUACAUCAACCUCCACAAGUAAUUACAAUAGCGAUCGAGAUCCGUAUCUGUCGUCGAGGAGUCAUCGAUCAGCACUAAAUUCUCGACAAGAAUCUACGGAGAUAAGAGGUCAGCGCAGAGAAUCAGAAUCAGACUCCGAUGGCUCGCAAGCCGAAGGAGGCGGCAGAAGCCUGGACCUCGCCAGUUCGCACAGCUCCGACGAGGAUGACGUCACGUCGAGAUCGCACAGAAAUAUGGGAGUAUCUACACAACAGCACGUCACUCACAGUUAUUUGCCCAAUAUUCACACUAAUCCCGCCGAACACUUGAACAUACUUUGCUCGAAUACUGAACUCUUCCCCAACAUCAAACCAAUCUACGCCCCGAGAUGGAGUUCCCAACUGCCAGAAGCAUAUCUGUCAUCGAAUGUGAUGGAUGUACGAAGUAGCCAAUGGUCCGGUGGUACUAUGUCAGAUAACGAAAUAGCUUCGAACAAGACUUCGAGCCCGAAUCCGCUGCCAUAUCCGGAGAUAAACUCACCGCAAAAGAACCAGCCGGACGAGAACUACUCAGAAGGUGAAGAGAAAAUGCAUCAUUUGGGAGAAAAGUAUUUAUUCCCUUAUACCGCCGAGGAAGACCAUACAGUGUCACCCACACCGUACAUGUUGUCCAUGUCGUCACGCAUCCUCGCCUCUAGCAUGAGCCAUCAUUCACAGAAUUCGAAUCACGAAAACCUGAGUGGUUCCGAGCAGCGUUACGGCAGCCUGAAACGUGGCCAAAGUCUGCACGGCUCCCAGCAUGACAACCUCAGCGGUUCCGAAAGAUACGGCAGUCUAAAACGCGGCAAGAUGGGCACCCCCACCGUUCUGGAGGAUAGGCCCGAAUAUAUCUUACCGAUGAGCGGCAGGAUACUGUCGAGUUCGUUGACCCAUGACCUACAACACAGUAAUGAACUGGCGGCGCUCAGGCAACAACAACAGCAACAGCAGCAACAAUACGAGCAAACUAUCGCCGAGACCGACGAGGAGGAAGGAUACUAAUGCGGAAACGCCCGUCUGACAAGGUCUGUGCCACGAACGAGAAUAACGUACAAAGUAAUUUAGUUUACGCCUAGCUUAAGUGUCCAACGCGCAAUAAAGAUUUGUCAAUAUAUAUAUAUAUAUAUAUUUUAAGAAGCGGCCAUGACUGUACUUACUUAGCCAUAUUAAUUAGCAUGUAUGUGUGAGUGCCUGUUUAUAUGUUGCAUAAUGGAAGGUCUAUCAGAGUAAUCUUGAGAAAUCAAAGUAUAUUCCAAUGAUUAU
Molecule: messenger RNA, 9771 nt
Organism: Cyphomyrmex costatus
Lineage: Eukaryota; Metazoa; Arthropoda; Insecta; Hymenoptera; Formicidae
Gene: stan
Product: protocadherin-like wing polarity protein stan
Exons: 16
Coding region: 1-9510 (3169 amino acids)
Biological process (GO): G protein-coupled receptor signaling pathway; cell surface receptor signaling pathway; homophilic cell-cell adhesion
Cellular component (GO): plasma membrane
Molecular function (GO): calcium ion binding; G protein-coupled receptor activity
Source: RefSeq, a predicted model, not a curated record